GAAAGAAAGCAGACUCGGCCGCUUGUUGUUGUCUGCACAAACACUUCGCAAGUUUGCGACUUUUCCAGCUAGUCAGUGAGAUACUUUUCGAAAUCCCCAAAAUGCCCUCCCGCGGCGGCACCAGCGUCCACAUAGUGGCCCUAGACGGUAUCGUGAACGUGAACUCCCUUUUCACCUUGGCCGUCUUCAUCGGCCUGACCUGGGAUCCCAACGACCCGAACAACACCCUGAUUGAGGUAAACGACCCCACCACCUGCCGCGCCGGGCCCCGCGUCGCGGAGGACCUCGUGGCCUUCCACGUGUACUCCUUCAGCUCCUUCCUCUUCUCCAGCCUCGUCGCCGUCGCCCUCAAGCAGGCCAUCCGGAUCACCCGAACCCCGUCCUACCACCCGGCCGAGCUCCUCGCCCGGGUCAACAGCUCCGCCCUCCGGGUCGGGAUGCUCGUCUCGGGUGCGGGUUCGGUUUGCGGGUGCGUGUUCCUGAUGCUGGCACUCAUCAACGUGGUGCAGAUCAAGCUCGGGACUUUGGGUUGCGGGAGCUCCCACACUUUGGCCGCCGUGAUCCCGCUUGUCAUCUUCGUCCCCGUUGCGCUCCUCAUCUAUGUUUGUAUCGUUUUGUACGCUUUUACGCGCUAGAGCUUUUGUAUAAUUCCUUCUGAUUUUGCAGAAUUUUAAUGCAUGGUUUGUGUUUCUUGAAAUUGAAGUAGUUGAAUUCAAUUGAAAGAAUGGAAAAGCUUGCUUC
This is a messenger RNA of Prunus mume (Japanese apricot), 741 nucleotides long. RefSeq names its product maternal effect embryo arrest 60 (gene MEE60). Lineage: Eukaryota; Viridiplantae; Streptophyta; Magnoliopsida; Rosales; Rosaceae. The record is from RefSeq and is a predicted model, not a curated record.